Messenger RNA from Ilyonectria robusta, 376 nucleotides. RefSeq lists its product as uncharacterized. The coding region runs from base 55 to 264 and encodes 69 amino acids. The record is from RefSeq and is a predicted model, not a curated record. The transcript has a single exon. Lineage: Eukaryota; Fungi; Ascomycota; Sordariomycetes; Hypocreales; Nectriaceae.
GGGGGAACGGGGGGGAAAAGAUUGCCAGCUUCAGCCCAGGCCGGGCUCUAUCUAAUGGCUCGAAUGAAGUGUAAUCGCAACCUGUCAAGGCCGCAUCGCCUUUGCGGACGACCGCCCGCGAUGGCCACGGGCUCGGUCUGGAGGAACAGUAAUUGGCACACGCCGAGUGGCCGGGUUGGUCCAGUUGACGGGAAGACUCUCUCGAUUCUUCACCCCACCUUGCCCCUUGUGGCCUCGCGGCGCACACUGGCGAUAAGGACCUAGCCACGGCUCUCCGAAUGGGGCGGUUGGGCGUUGGUUGGCUUGCAGUUGCUAUCCAUGGCCGGGGGCGCGAUGCCGUCCAGGUGGAAGGUCGACGACAUCUCGACGGCGAGGG